Molecule: messenger RNA, 1868 nt
Organism: Hylaeus volcanicus
Lineage: Eukaryota; Metazoa; Arthropoda; Insecta; Hymenoptera; Colletidae
Gene: Shmt
Product: serine hydroxymethyltransferase
Exons: 6
Coding region: 143-1714 (523 amino acids)
Biological process (GO): purine nucleobase biosynthetic process; folic acid metabolic process; L-serine catabolic process
Cellular component (GO): nucleus; cytoplasm; cytosol
Molecular function (GO): zinc ion binding; mRNA regulatory element binding translation repressor activity; mRNA 5'-UTR binding
Source: RefSeq, a predicted model, not a curated record
GGGAUUACACAGGGUGAUCUGGAGUGAAUCGAACAUGUUGAAUAUACGAUCACGCUGAAUUUACAGAACGUUUGAGGUACAUAAUACCUCAUUACGCACUUAAUAAGUGGUUGCGCGCAUAUAAAUUAGAAAACAGUUAACCAUGAUACGAAACUGGAUGAAUUUAAAUCAACGCGGCUUACAAUUGGCCGAAGACUUCUUCAUCAGUCAAGCGCGACGCAUAAAAGAUCGUGUUAUUCAAGGACGCGCGUCAGCAGUCUUACGAGUUUCAAAUCGUAACGUUCAUUUUACGGCCACAUGUUGCACGCCUAAACUCAAUAUGCCAAGUUUAAUCCAAAAGAACCUGUGGGAGACAGACCCAGAACUUUUCGAAUUGAUGGAAAAGGAGAAGAAGAGACAAAUGUCAGGUCUUGAGAUGAUUGCUAGUGAGAAUUUUACAUCUCUUAGUGUACUUCAAUGUUUGAGUUCUUGUCUUCACAAUAAAUACAGUGAAGGUCUUCCUGGUCAAAGGUAUUACGGAGGAAAUGAAUACAUCGAUGAAAUAGAAUUACUGGCACAAAAACGUUCUCUAGAAGCAUUUAAUUUAAAUCCAGAGGAAUGGGGUUGUAAUGUACAACCAUACUCAGGCAGCCCAGCUAAUUUUGCUGUAUAUACAGGUUUAAUCGAGCCUCAUGGACGUAUAAUGGGAUUAGACCUUCCUGAUGGAGGACAUCUUACUCAUGGCUUCUUUACAGCGAACAAAAAAAUUUCUGCAACAUCAAUAUUUUUUGAAUCAAUGCCAUAUAAGGUCAAUACUGAAACUGGUCUAAUCGAUUAUGAUAAAUUAGCUGAAACAUCAAGAUUAUUUAAGCCUAAAAUUAUAAUAGCAGGUGUAUCUUGCUAUAGCAGAUGCUUAGAUUAUAAGCGAUUUAGAGAAAUAGCAGAUGAAAAUAAUGCCUAUCUAGUUAGUGACAUGGCUCAUAUAUCAGGAUUGGUUGCUGCUGGAGUGAUUCCCAGUCCAUUCGAGUACAGUGAUGUUGUAUCGACUACUACUCAUAAAACUUUAAGGGGACCCCGAGCUGGAGUUAUCUUCUUCCGUAAGGGCGUUAGAUGUAUUGGGAAAGAUGGGCAGAAAAUUAUGUAUGACAUAGAAAGUAAAAUCAAUCAGGCAGUCUUUCCAGGAUUACAAGGUGGACCCCAUAAUCAUGCAAUCGCAGGGAUUGCUACAACAAUGAAACAAGUUAAAUCAUCAGAAUUUCUUAAAUAUCAGAAACAAAUAGUUGCUAAUGCAAAGAGGUUAUGUUCAAGACUUCAAGAACGUGGCUAUAAAAUCAGUACUGACGGUACUGAUGUACAUAUGUUAUUAGUAGAUUUACGGUCUACGGGUAUUACAGGAGCUAAAGCAGAAAAGAUUUUGGAAGAUAUUUCUAUUGCCUGUAAUAAAAAUACAGUACCAGGCGAUAAAAGCGCAUUGAAUCCUAGCGGUAUUAGACUCGGUACACCGGCGCUAACUACUCGUGGUUUAAUUGAAGAAGAUAUCGAUAAAGUUGUUGAUUUUAUACACAGAGGUUUAUUACUUGCUAAGGAAAUAUCUAAAAUUUCUGGUCCAAAGCUUGUUGAUUAUAAGAGGGUGUUGAGUACCGAUGCUGAUAUUAAACUAAAAGUGGCAGCAUUAAAAGAAGAGGUGGAAACUUUCUCUAGACAAUUUGUCAUGCCAGGUUAUGAUACAUACUGACAAUAUACAUUAUAUUUUUUUUUGUUAUACAAACGUACGUACAUCAAGUAUGUACAUCGCGACAUUUAUUCAUGGACAAUUUUCUAAAAUGAUCAGAAAUACCAUAUUAGUUUUGUUAUCGAUUAUUUGACAAGGAAUAUAGAUGUAUAUAUGG